Molecule: messenger RNA, 2296 nt
Organism: Gallus gallus (chicken)
Lineage: Eukaryota; Metazoa; Chordata; Aves; Galliformes; Phasianidae
Product: translation initiation factor IF-2-like
Exons: 4
Coding region: 285-1952 (555 amino acids)
Source: RefSeq, a predicted model, not a curated record
GCCACUGUGUGAGCAGGGGAGCCCAGAGGCACCUCCUGACCUGCACUUGGCUGUAAGCUGUUGACUCUGUGGGGGGCGGCCAGCAGAAGGGGGUGGGGCCUCCAUGGCAACGGACGGGGCCUUGUGAUGUGGGGAGCAACCACGCCCAAAGGCCAUUGUGACAUGGGGGGCGUCCCUGUGCCUUUAGGGUGCAGAGGCCCCAUGCUGCUCACUCUCAGGAGAGCAGCUCCGUGAGGAGGUAGCAGCUCCCCUGCGUGCCCGUGUUUCCGAGAGAGGAGACAGCGAUGCCCAAGGAACAGGAGAAGAACCGCUCUCAGCCCGACAAAGGGCUGCCGAGCGUGCGGGGACGCCGCCAGGUGCGGGACAUGGUGGGCCGCAGGCCACAGCAAGCGGUGCCGCCAGGCAGCUGCAACCAGGAACCAUCCCUCCGUGAGGUUCGUCUGCCGUCACUCCCCCACCUGGAGAGCGCUCGUGCCCCUGCGGGUCACAGUGCACAGGCGGACAGGAAGAAGCCCAGGCAGGCACCGCCCCGCAUCAGUGACUCCAGGGAUGGCAGACAGCGACCUUUGCUAAGGCAGGCAGUGCUGCAGGCAGCUGCAACCCGGCAUGCAGCUGCUGCACAAGCAGGUGUUCCCAAAUUACCCGCUCUGCAAGCACCAUCCUCCAUGCGUUCUCCAAGAGGCGGUGACCAUGCCUCGAAAGCUACAGCUUGCAGACUGCCUGCGCUUGCUCCAUGUCCUCGAGGCAAUGCUCAGCAGCAGGAUAUGGCAGCGGGGGCCGAGAGCUGGGAGGGAGAUACGCUAGUCCCUCGCCUCCCCCUCCAACCGGCACGUCCAACACCCAAGUCGCUGAGGUUGGCAAACUGGAGGCAGCCAGUAUCCGCAAGGCCAAAACCCAGCCACAAACCAGCAGGUCCGCAGCAAGGCACAACCACCUGCACUCUGGGAACACCAACUGCCCCGGUGCUGGCCCCCGAGGCUGCGAGUGGCCCUGCAGAUGAGAUGGAACCAGAUCCCAGUGCUCCGGAGGGCACAGGAGAUGUCGAUGAGGCUCCUGCUUCACAUUCCCUCGCAGCACAACAGGCAGCAGAUGAUGGUGCCAAAGCUGGCGGCAUUUCUUGGGGCAUGCUGGUGGCCAAGGACACUGAAGAGAGGGUGCGCUCCUGGAUGAGAGAGCACAUGUUGCUGUCCUGCUGUCUUUGUGCUUCCCGCUCCGUUGUUCUGGUGGAUGUAGAGGAAGAGAGGAAGGACAGCCGUAAGAGAGAUGCUGCAGCAGAGGCGGCUGAAGUCCCAGUGAGAACACCAUCUGGCGAGGCAGAGGCCCAGCCUCCAGCUUCGGCUGUGGCUGCGAGCCCUCAGCACGAGGCGGACAGGCUGGAUCUCAGGAAGGGAGUGCCCCACAGCAAUGUCUCCGCGGAAGGGAGACAGCCUCAGUCAACUCGUGGAGCAUCCCUCUUUGUUCCUGCACCCCCCCUCCAGCCUGCACAUGCCACACAGAAGUCACUCGGGUUGGCAUAUCGGGGGCGUCCAGUAGCCGCAAGACCAAAACCCAGCCAGAAACCAGCAGGUCCGCAGCAAGGCCCACCCACCUGCACUCUGGGAACACCGAGAUCUGCCCAGGUGCUGGCCCCCAAUGCUGGGAGUGGCCCCGCAGAUGAGACGCGACCAGGUCCCAGUGCUCAGGAGGGCAGAAGAGACGCAGACGGGGCUCCUAGCUCACGUUCCCUGGCAGCACAACAGGCAGCAGAUGAUGGUGCCAAAGGGGCUGGCACUUCUCCGAGUGUGCCGGGUGCCAGGGACAUCAAAGAGAGGCCACGCUCUUUCAUGAGCGUGCGCUUGCUCCUGUCCUGCAGUCUUUGCAAACAGGCCUACGUUAUUCGAAAGGAUGUCAAGAAGAGCUGGAAGAUACCCCUGAGAGGGAGGGUGCAGCAGAGGAAGCCAAAGCCCCAGUGAGGACACCAUCUGGUGAGGCAGAGGCCUGGCAGCACCUGAUGGGACACACCUUUCUCAGAGGAGGAAAAGCAUUUUUGCAGGCGUUAGCAGAACUGAGCCGCAAAGCUUUAAACUAGACUUGAAGGGGAAAGUGAUAAGACCAGGCUCGUCACUGAUAAUCUGUGGGAUGGCACACCUAAAUUUGAAGGACCGCGUGCUUUCUUACAUUUCAGCACGUUCAUGCAACUCCAUACUUUGGGCAUGAUCCUAUUUUUUCACUGUGAGCAGCAAAAGGAGACUGAGACCUAAAUGCUUCUUUAGAAAAAGACACUCAACCAUUUAAUUAAAGCUACUAUUUCUCCCAA